AGACAGACAAAAGAAAUCCAGAGUUUACGUGCGUGCUGAUGACACUCUUAUCGCGAAAACACUUGAACGUAGAACCGACUUCCCAGUAAUAUAAUUAUUAUUUUUAUUCCUCAACUGAGCGCUCAACAAUUAGAAAAUGUUCGCUAAAAUGUCUACCAAACUCAUUGGGAUUGUUGGGAUUUCUUUGAUUUUAUCCUGUCACGUCGUAACCGCUAGCAUUAUGUGUUACAACUGCAGUUCCCCUUCUGAUGGUGCUUGUGGCGAUCCGUAUAAAGGCACUAAUAUGGUUGAAUGUAAUGAUGGCGAAACAUGCAUCAAAGUGGUCGGAACAUACGAAAAUGUAAAUAUCACAUAUAGACAGUGCAAUCCUGCUGCUUUGACUUGUGAACUUCACGCCAAAUACUUGGGCAGUGUUCAAUAUUGUGAAGAAUGUUCUGCCGAUCAUUGCAACUUUUCAUCUAGAUUUGAAUUGGCAUCAUUCUUAAUAGUCGCUGCAUUUUUAACCAGUAAUUUGUUUUAAAUUGUUAUAAUUGUUGACUAGAAAUUUAAUCUUCCUAGAAUGAUUUUACUUAUCUACAUCUACACCACUUGAUUGCUGACCUAUUUAAUAUCAACAAACAGGUA
Messenger RNA from Dendroctonus ponderosae (mountain pine beetle), 624 nucleotides. RefSeq lists its product as uncharacterized. The record is from RefSeq and is a predicted model, not a curated record. The transcript has 3 exons. Gene Ontology annotation, biological process: regulation of synaptic transmission, cholinergic; positive regulation of voltage-gated potassium channel activity; sleep. Bases 137 to 520 code for a protein of 127 amino acids. NCBI's taxonomy places the organism in Eukaryota, Metazoa, Arthropoda, Insecta, Coleoptera, Curculionidae.